AUGAUUAAACGACUAAAAUUUAAUACAGAGUAGAUUCGAAGAGCAUCAAGUGUAUUAUAGAAAAUCGAUCUAAGAAUGAGUUAAAGAGAUUUUUCUAAUUAUCAAGACAUCAUAGAUAUAAUGAUUUUUAUACUUCUGAAGCCAUGUGAACUAAGAUCAUAAGCAGAUGUUGAACUUUUAAAGUAGGCUACUCGAUCUCUAGAUUUUUUUGCAAAUUUAGGUUCCGAUCUUUUACAUGAACAAUGUUGUAGGAAUCUUAGACACAAAUAUGUUCCAAUUGGAUAUUUCAUAUUUAAGGAACGCGAAAAAGGAGACAAUUUCUAUUUUAUCAUAAGUGGUCGAGUGCAGGUGUUAAAGGAUUUCAAUCCAUCAGACCCAUAAGCGUCAAUAUUCGAUAAUGAGAUAAAGCAAUUGACAAAUUUUGAAACUUUCGGGGAAAGAGCUAUGGAUUCUGAUGCCCUCAGAACAGCAUCUGUAAGAGCUAUAGAGAACACUCAUCUUGCAUAUUUGAAUAAGGAGAGUUAUUAAAUUAUAGCUAAGAGUGUGAAAAAUCAAUUAAAGAAAGCCUAUUUUGAAGAAUUUGCAAAUUUAGAUUUUUUUCAUAACUGGAGAUUCUAAGACAUCAAGGUAUUUUAUGAUAGAGCAUAUGUAAAACGAUACUCUAUGAAUGCCACCGUGUAUAAAGAAGGGGAUCCAUUAGACUAUGUAUACAUCAUUAAAAAGGGGGAGUUUAAGAUAGUCAAAAUAAUAAAGACAUCAACCAUAGACUUAAAUGAGAUGUUUAAGGGUGAUUUCGAGAAGAUUUUGAGUGGUAUGAGUACUCCGAAGACAUACACAAUCUCAGAAAGGUUAGAGGCUCGAUUUUAAAGGAAGAAAUAUGGCAAUUUAUAUUAUUUGGAGAAGAAAAAGCCUAUAACUAUCAAAUAUAUAACUGCUGGUUAAAUGUUCGGCGAAAUGGAAUUUUUAAUGCAAAAUAAUAAUGCAAGGACUCACUCAGUUUAUUCAGUUACAGAUUAAUCGGAACUUUAUAUGGUUAAAAGAGAAUAUUUUGAAACUAUUUUAGACAAGGUUCCAUCUAUCAAAAAUGCAUUGAUUUAAUUGUCUGAACAGAAGAAUAAUAAUUUUAUGAGGCAACUAAUGCAAUAUGAGAAAAAUUUCAAUGAUUUAACUGAGGUAAAGAAAGAUUUGGAGAGAAAUAUUAAUUUAGAUUUUUUGUAAUUGGGGAGCACUGAAAAGCGAUUCCCUUCUCCGGUUAUGUAAUAACUGCGAUCAUCUCAACCUGAAGUCAAAAAAGUAUUGAAGAUACCCAAAAUUGAAAGAGAAGUUUAGAGGAUAGAGACGAAAAAGAAGUAUUUGAUGCGAAGAAGAAAAACAAGUGUUUUUAAGAUAUAUGAUAGUAAUUCUGAAAUUGAUGGCAGUUAAUAUAACUUUAUUAGUUCGAUUAAAUGA
Messenger RNA from Paramecium tetraurelia, 1449 nucleotides. RefSeq lists its product as uncharacterized. Lineage: Eukaryota; Ciliophora; Oligohymenophorea; Peniculida; Parameciidae. The record is from RefSeq and is a predicted model, not a curated record. The transcript has 3 exons.